AUUCGUCAUCGUUUUCCCUUCUGACAGAGCUUUUUAGGCACGAUUUAGUCCGAGGAGUGAACAUCGGUCCAACGUUGUGGAAGUUCCGAUGGCUGUCUCUAGUAGGAGCGCCGCGAGGGCGACUUGAGUCCUGCAACGGAGUUUGGGAGAAGAUCACGCUGACAGAAGAAGAGCAAGAGCAAAACAUCGUUCAUGCCUAUAGGAGGCGCAAUGAUCUAGAUCCGGUGACAGGAGGUUCCACCAUGUUGGAUGAUCCAAUAAAGCAGCAUGAUGUAUGAAACGAAAAAGUGUACUCAUCCUCAAGAAAGUAGGCACUUUCUAAGUAGGAAAGAACCUCUUUUCUUGAGUAUGAGUACAUUUUUUUCUGUCAUAUGAUGGAAACCAGGACGACUCAACAAGAAGAACGUCUACGUCCUUAUCCUCAAGCGCAGUUGGCAAUUUGCCAGAACCACAACCAACCCGUUUCUUGCUCGUCCGUAUGGACCCAGUGAGGAGUGCUCUGCAGUGGUGCAUUCAAGAACACGAACAGCGAAGUACAACUCCUAUGCAGCAGACAGGAGAAAACAGACGAGCUGGAUCAAGAAUCCGUACUUCUUUUAAGGCUUGGGAGUUGACAUCUCUAUGCGCGUCUCUAUGUCUUCUUCAAGUAGGAAAGCCACAGAUAUGCGAGCUAGAGAUGCCAACUUUCAACCCCUAAUUCUUCAGUCUCUCUAUCCUCGUUUUCUGAGUCAGGCAAAGUCGUUUUCCACGCAACUACACCACAAGAAGUGGAACUUCAUGGGCGACUAGGUUUGCUGCAACUAGCUGGUUCGUGGACACAAGGCUCCACUCAAACCAGUGCUGAUCAACUACCUCCAGGCGAGGCCAGUAUUAGAAGUAUUCUUCAUCCUACUGGUACUGGCGGCAGUAGCAGUACUAUGGACGUCGCACAAUCCUUAACAACACUACAUUUUGGAGACGAGCUGCACGAAGAAUACCUGGAUUCACUGCUUGAUGCUGGUGACGACUUCGAUGAUGACCAACAGGCUGACUUGGAGGUAUUCGAGGAAGAAGAAGACGAAGGAGCAGAACGCGAAGAUGCUGCUGAUGGCACCGCGAGAGCGUCUCGACGAUCUUCUGCUAGAAUAUCGAAAAAUGAUGAUAUGAGUUAUGAGCAGCGUUGAAAAUCAUAAUGAUAAUCUAAAUCUGGUGUUCUUUUGUAUCAUUCAUUCUCCCACCAGCAGAAGCAUAGCCCUUUGUUGUUCUUUUGUAGCAUCUGCUGUUCUUUUGUAUCACUCAUCCAAGCAGAAGCAUAGCCCUCGUCUAAUCCCCACAGUCAAUGUCCCGCCGCAGUUCUGUUCUCUCUUCUCGCCGCAGUUCCUUUUUGUCACGUAGCAGCUUUUCCGUUGAGCAGAUUUCACGGCGUAGCUCGGUUUUAAAGCAACAUGGACUGCAGGAUUUGCAGGAAACUUCGCAUCGACACCAGACUAGGCAAAGACGAGUUUUCGCACGCAUCGCAGCUCCAGAGUAUCAGCACAUGAUGCGUUUAUCGGGUGCCGGCUGGUGCGAUGGUGAGUUUCAGCCAUGCAGUGCUGGUGUUGGCGAUUCUUUGGAAGACCUAAGAGUUCGUUUUUCGCCUGCUGAUGUGGAACGUCUGGAGAAAUUUGCCAGUUUGUCGGCACCGAGUUCGAGCUUCUGGGCUUCGAAGGGUAAAAAGAACAAAACCUCUUCAACAACAUCUCCGUCUCCGUUGUCUCCGUCUUCUACAAGGAAAAGUAACCUACUCACUAGUGCCAAGAAGGUUUUUCUCGAGGAUAAGACAUCCGAACACACGAGAGAACAACUAAUGUUCAUGAAGAAUCUGUUUGUGAGGGGAAGAAAACGCACAGGGACAAGCAACCAGCAGGCGUGGAGCCUCGGUAGAAGUCCUAGUGGUCCCAAAUCCAGGACUCCGACUAACCGCACAGGUCAAUCUCCAGUAUCUCCACAACAUGGAGCAGCCCAAAGUCUCGACCAUCAUGAGCAGCUAAUCUCUAUCCAUUAUGAUCCCGGAACGCUUGGUGGUAGUUGGGUCUUGACAGAACAUCACGACCCGAUUUCCAAGGAAGACCUUCAUAGUGCGGAUGGGACAGCUGCUGUGGAUGCUACAGACGAUGAUGACACAAGUUCAACGAAAUCGACAAAGUCGAAGACAGGAGUCCGUUUUGGUGAUGUCACUGGCGAUAACCAAGAAGAUGAUGAAAGUACUAUUCAUAGUACAUGCAUCGGUGUGAUUCCAGAUCCCUUCAGGUUUCAUUGGCGACCGGAAGCAGAAGCGCAGCCUUCGAAAGACGAAGUGCAACAUCUUCUUCAAGAGAACAAGGAUCAUAAACACAAAGACAAUGCAGCAAGUACGCCGGUUGGCUAUGGUCAUGGUCAAGAGUCGAAGUCACCAGACACAGCGGCCGCGGCCGCGGCCGCGGCCGCAGCAGCAGCUGCAAGAUCACUCUUUGUAGAGGAUGAAGUGAGAUUAGCUGAUAGAGAAAGCGCAGCAAGAGCGUCCUUUUUGAGUAGAACACGUAGCACGGCAGCGCAGGAACAAGUUCUGAGGAUCGUCUCGCCACCGAAAGCAUCUACGAAGACUGAAGAGGAAAAAGAACACGAUGAAGAGCAUAUGCGCUUGGAAUGGGAGCAUCAGAGAAGAGAAGAUCGGGAGUGGGCAAAGUUCGAUACGCUUGAGCUUUGUGUUGGCAUGUUUCUCAGUGAAGACUACCACACAUGGACUUCGUCGCUCGUGCAACUCACUGUGGUGGAUGUUCCCGAUGAUGCGAGGUGAAUUUCUUGAGACCUUACGCAGGUUCCUCUCUACAGAAUGCUUGCAUGCGUGGAGUCCGUAUGUUGUACAAGCAAUAACAUGAACAUAUUAAUAAAGAUGGC
Amoebophrya sp. A25 is the source of this 2895-nucleotide messenger RNA. NCBI's taxonomy places the organism in Eukaryota, Dinophyceae, Syndiniales, Amoebophryaceae. The record is from the annotation of a GenBank genome assembly.